Closterium sp. NIES-65 is the source of this 504-nucleotide messenger RNA. The record is from the annotation of a GenBank genome assembly. Lineage: Eukaryota; Viridiplantae; Streptophyta; Zygnematophyceae; Desmidiales; Closteriaceae.
AUGGUGGGCGAUGAGGGCAUUGCGAUCUGGUGUCAGGUCACAGAGAUCAGAGCUCUAGAUCUGCGUCACUGCACGCGCAUCACAUGCCGGUCCAUGUACCACAUUCGCCAGCUGCAGCAUUUGGACACGCUCAACCUCGCCUGGGUGGCCAAUUGUGGAGCAGAUUCUGCACCUGGCGACAGGUGGAUCAGGGCUUUGGGCCCUAUGGAGGAGCUUGUGUGGCUGAGCCUGUUUGGGUGGCAGCUGAGGGACGAAGGUGCCCUGUGUGUUGCCAAGUUCUUCCCGAAAUUGAGGGCAUUGCGCUGCUCUGCUGCCGGUGGUGGUGGUCGUGCCGCUGCUGGUGUUGGUGCUGGUGGUGGUGCUGGUGGUGGGUUGACCAAAGGUGGGGUGAAGAAGAUGGUGAAGAAGUUGCCUCGCUUGGGGGAGCUCUGGCUGUUUGGAGGCUCGGAGGAGGUUAGGAAGGCAGUGAGGAAGGAUCGAGCUUGGGUUACAGUGCUCUGCUAG